Messenger RNA from Uranotaenia lowii, 3695 nucleotides. RefSeq lists its product as uncharacterized. The coding region runs from base 1776 to 2426 and encodes 216 amino acids. Lineage: Eukaryota; Metazoa; Arthropoda; Insecta; Diptera; Culicidae. The record is from RefSeq and is a predicted model, not a curated record. The transcript has 4 exons.
UAGUUUUUGUCCAAAACAACGGACAGAUAAUUCCCUUGAGAAAGACCACCAAAAAUGGUCGAAACGUCGGGCAUUUCAAAAACUAAGUUGUUUGAUUGAAUCCCUAGACCGAAAAAUAGCCAAUAUUACAAUAAAACACCAAUAACGGUCGAAAACAUAAUUUUUAAUAUAAAACUAGCUGACUAAGUGUGUUUUAGCAAUUAUUAUUUAAUUAUUUAUAAAUACAAGAGAUCCAAUUUUUCAUGCAUUCGUUGCACAACACUUAAGUUUUACUUCUUUUGUUGAAUGUUACAAAAGAUGGAUAGCAAUGGAAGAAAUCACGAGUACCUACAUUCACGAUUUUAAUCCAGAUUUUUCGUUCAAAAUAAGCGCCUUUGAUCAUGCAAUGAGCUUGCGGACAGUAGACAAUUUGCAUAACAACAACUUGCUCAAAAGUGUAGUGCACAAAUAUUUAAAAGCGGACGAAGCAGCAAUAAUGUUUUUAAUUAUUGAACAACUAUGUCUCUAAAAAAAAACUUUUUUAAAUUGCAGGUUUUUACGACCUUUGGUGUGCUUUCUCAGCAUAAAAUCAAAAACUUUUAAUAAUCCAACUUAAAAUUCUGAGCAUUUGUCAUGACAGCCACAUACCUUGCAACAAAUUGGCGGUAUUUGAAUAGCCUCAAACAUCAUGGUUUCUGAAUAAAUGGCGUUUGUCUUUACAAUUUUGAAAAUUUCUCUCAAUGUACUCGUUUUGGCGUUGCAGGAUAUGGUAGUCCUAUUUUGCCUGGCGUGGCCUGGCUAUCUCUGCAGUUAGGUACAUGUAAUAUCAUUUACUAGGCUAACAAGAUGGAGAAUGAUUGAAGAUUAUACCGAUGAUAUGACAAACCGUGUGCCUUAGGGAUGAAUCAUCCUACAGGAUGAAAAGUUAGCAUUUAAGGAGACAAGAGUAUUGUCUUUAGAAACUUCUACCUUCUACUUGCAGUCGCAGAAGGUCAAAUAUCAGCCUUGAGCUGAGUCCAUUGGCUUUGAGGCUGAGCACUAUAAUAGUGCAUCAUUUUACAGAACAUAGGAACAAAACAGCGCGAACAACUGAACGAAUUAUGAGAGUGAGCCGUGAAGAUCUUUGCAGGGUUCUUUAAAAGUUGUACAGAUCAACUUACGCCACGCCAGCUACCGCACUUUGUCUCCUUUCUACGGGACCUUUACGAGGAUAGCUUGAACUAAGUGGGAAUGUGGAAGUGGAAUGUAGUUUGAGUUGAAAUCUUAAAAAUCGGUAUGAAAUCGGUAUGUUUUGCCAAAAAUCGGUAAUCGGUAUAUACCGAUUCUUGGUUAAAAUUUUGCUCAAAAAUCGGUAUAAAUACCGGAAAAUCGGUAUGUGUGGCAUCGCUGUUCCUGAUGCUUUCCGAGUUGAACUUUAGAUAGCAUCAUUGCAGAUUGAGUUUAACGAAAUAAAAUCGUUCUGCAAAGAAGGGCAAAGUGCGAGUAUGUAGACUCGCGAUUUUAACAUCUCUGAUCCUGUUCUGUUUCUGCUGAGCCAAACAGUGGUAGUAAUUUGGCCAACAGUCAAAACCGCCAGGCGACAAUCGAGCGAAGUGCCGAAGAAAUCACUCGGAAGCUCAUAAAUCAAUUGACCACGAUGAACAAAUAUAGUUUGAAGCAAAUGAUCAACAACCCAGACAGCAAAUAUGAAACUGUCCUGAGAACUCACGCCCGUCAGAAGCUGCGGGCCGAAGUUCGACGACAGCUUCGUAACUUUAGUCAAAACGAAAACACUACACUGGCGAAAGCUGCCUCGGAUGCAACUACGCGGAACCGUCCCACGUCCGAUUGUGACAGCGGGGGCUCCCGGAGGAGCAGGCGUAAGAACUACACCGAACAAUGCGAUGAGUAGCGAUGUAGCCGGUGCUGUUCAACGAUCUGUAUCGUCCCUUAGCACUGUGCCCGGCAGCAGUCCAAACAUGAAGAAGAUCACAUGCUACGAAACUUGGUACGUUAUCAAUAUACCGAAUGCUGAUGGGAAACCUGAGCGACCAUCGUUUGGGAUGACUAUGAUUGGGUUAGGUAACGAGGCAGCAAAGUUGCAGCUUCCUCCGGAAGAGUGGUCUCACAAAAUAAUCCUCACCAAAAGGAAACAUCCGCCCGACGAGAGAGAUGAAGUCUUUAACGGGGAUGUUGAAGAUCGCGCUACCAACGAAGACGAAAAACGCAACUAUGAGCCAUGUAAUAUUAUGUUCCAACGGCGGACGGCCAUCCCAGGAAAGUUCAAUCUGCAGUAUGAUUGGGCUGUUAUCUUCAAAAACGAUACAUUCUUCAUCAAUGUUGAUGGCAAGAACUGCCAACUCUUGGGAGCUCCCAACAAGCUUGCAGAUUGUGCCGACAUCGAGACAUUGCUGUCGGUUGUUGACUAUGACAAUCUAAACAACUCAUGCGUUGAACUAUCAGCUUAGGAUGCUCUGUACGGCACAGCAGCAGAUGCCGAACCACCCGGGAUUGCCGCGCAGUUUGAUCGCGGUGUUGUAUUAUGACGGAAGGAAGUCGCUUGUGGCCAGCUUGAACGAGCUUUUCCAGGUGCGAACCGGUGUUAGCUGGUGUACAAAUGCGUCACAGGAAAUAACCCAGGUCAUAACCUCUUACAUAAAUGGUCUGGUCGCCGAUGGAUUACUUGACAAGAUCGUCGAUACCUUCGGGGAACUAGUCAUCAUCUGUCCCCCUGGAACUGUAUGUGUUGACGAAAAAUCGAGCACUUGGGCCCCCCAAACAUCAUCGGCAAGUGUUGGAGUUGUUCGAGGAAAUUCAGCCGCUCAAAGUAGACGUUCACGGGGGACAAUUGUGAAGGAAACUCCCCACCCGGUUUCCACAUCCUGCUACAAGUCAACACUAUAUACGACUUCCUUAGUCUUCUUCUGCACAUCAUCAUCGAAGGCAAAAACAAGAAUUAUUAAGGAUUCGCAAUCAUCUAAAGAUCUCGUGCGAAGGAAACAACAAAUGGGUCUCGCAAAAGGCCCACCAGGCAACCCCACAGAAACUAAGAACGAGAUGGACCAAUUCCUUCGCUAGAUGAACAUCCUGAUGGUGAAUUGAUUUUCACAAGUACCUGUAACCGGCGCUGUUUGCCGAUAGCGGAGGCCAAAUCACAGGGAUGUGUCUUCAAUUUUAUCGCGGAGCCGACAUGCAAGAGGGCAAUCCAUUUCUGUUACAGCUGGAGGACAGUGGUCCAGGCAGAGAUGCUUUAAAGCCGAUGUUUCUUGCUCCGGAAUAUGUUUCCUCCGAGGUAAUUCGAUUCAACUUCGGAACCACUUGAACGACAACAGAUUAUAAUAUUCAUUUGGGCAAACAUGUCGAGAGGAAUAUUCCGGGCCAGAACGAAAAGGUAGUCCCGAGUUGGAAAGGCAACCGGGAUCGAACACUCACAGAAACUAAGAUCAACGAGAUGGACCGAUUUCUUCGCUAGAUGAACAUCAUUCGCAUGUCGACAUCCUGGUGCAGUUGGUCCACCUGAAGCGGGAGCAUCCGAUACUCCUUCAACUCCAAAGCUCCAGCAGCUAAUUAGGGACAAAAAUAAGCACAACCUUGAACUAUCCAAUGGGUCCCAGAACAUCAAAUCCCAUAAAAAUUAUAGAGAAAUUUCAAUCACAAGAUGAAAUGAAAAAUAUUGUAUUUCAUAUAUUUUUUUAUUGCCACAAAAAAAACUAAUUAAAUAUAUGUACAAAAAUUAA